Messenger RNA from Oncorhynchus keta (chum salmon), 1064 nucleotides. Its product is annotated as ribonuclease inhibitor. The transcript is spliced from 2 exons. Bases 4 to 840 code for a protein of 278 amino acids. Gene Ontology annotation, molecular function: protein binding. The record is from RefSeq and is a predicted model, not a curated record. NCBI's taxonomy places the organism in Eukaryota, Metazoa, Chordata, Actinopteri, Salmoniformes, Salmonidae.
GUGAUGAUGCAGGUGUUGAACACGUCUGACGAGGUGGAGCAGCUGGUGCUGAGGAACACAGGCUUGACAGACGCACUCUUACUGAGCCUGGCCGCAGCCCUGAAGAGGAGCGCCUCCGAGGUCACAUUCCUCAAUCUCAACCUCAACCACCUCGGACCCCAAGGGGCCCACAUCCUCCUGGACCUACUGGGGGCCAAGCCCCAGGUCAAAGGACUGCUCUUGUUUGGAAACCAACUGGGAGACCCUGGAGUUCUGACACUACUUAGUGGACUGGCUCAACUCCAGGAGAUAACAACGAGACACCCAACAUCACUACCAUGGAUUGAAGAUCCCCAGGUCCAGGGCCAGAACCCGCUAACACACUCAGUUGUCCCCCUCCCUCCAACCACAAGGGGCACUCUCUACCCCUUUUCACUGUUGGAGCUGGACAUAGGAGGAAACGGGCUGAGCAGCAAUGGCCUGAGGAUGUUGACAUCCUACAUGAGACUCCACUCAAGACUGCAGUACCUGGGGCUGGCCCGGACCACUGGUGCGGACCUAGAGGCAUGGCGGGAGCUGUUUGACUCUCUGAAGGGAAACGUGACCCUCAGCCAUAUUAUCCUGGAUGAGAGUAACCUAGGAGACCAGGGAGCCAGGCUAUUCGCUGACACGCUGAGAGCCAAUCAGAGCCUGAGGCAGGUGGAUCUGGACAGUAAUGGGAUUGGUGAGGUGGGAGGAAGUGAAAUCAUAGAGGCGUUGCUUUGUAGGACAGAGUUUCCGCUGAGACACCUGAGUCUGGAGGGGAAUGGUAUCAGCACCGGACUAAUGGGUAGAAUUCAACAGGAAGUGAGAUUUAACUGACAGAAACAUGUUUUUUUUUACAUAUUACAGAACUGGAAUUUAUCCAAAAUGAUGAACAAGGUAGGGCACAGCGCAUAGCACAAAAGAGGAACAGUCAAAAUAGAUGUUGCGGAAAAGACUAAAUAAUAUGGAUUGUCUGACUAUUUCUACACAAGAUCAGCAUUUAGCUACUGUACACGGGACUAGACUAUUCCUCACUGUUAAUAAAUUACUUCUCACAUCUA